AUGACUGCCACCGAAUUUCAGACUGUAGACAGCGGCAACCUGCCGGAAUUCAAAUCAAAAUCCACUCUCUACGUGAUAAUCUGUUAUUUUAUUGCGGCUUGUGGAGGUCUUAUGUUUGGUUACGAUAUUGGGAUUUCAGGUGGGGUGACAUCUAUGGAUGACUUCUUGGAAAAAUUCUUCCCGACCGUUUAUAGAAGGAAACUUCAAGCCCACGAGGAUAACUACUGCAAAUAUGAUAAUCAAUAUCUUCAGCUUUUCACAUCUUCUUUAUACCUUGCUGCUCUCCUCUCCAGCUUUGUUGCAUCGAAGGUAUGUUCCAUACUUGGGCGGAGGCCAGCAAUGAUGCUCGGAUCAAUCUUCUUCCUCAUUGGAGCCAUCUUAAAUGCGGCAGCAGAAAACCUGUUGAUGCUAAUCCUAGGGAGGAUUCUUCUUGGCAUUGGGGUUGGGUUUUGUAAUGAGGCAGUUCCUCUAUACUUGUCUGAAGUAGCCCCAGUCAAAGUAAGGGGUGCAGUGAACAUAAUGUUCCAACUCUUCGUUACAAUCGGGAUUUUUAUUGCAAAUCUAGUAAACUACUUCACUUCGAAGAUGCACCCUUCAGGCUGGAGAGUAUCUUUGGGUAUUGCAGGCGUACCAGCCUCUGUUUUAUUGUUGGGUUCCUUCUUCAUUACUGAGACUCCCACCAGCCUCAUACAGCGUCAGCAGCUUGAAAAGGGGAAAGCAACACUUGAGAAGGUGAGGGGUGUUGUGGAUGUUGAUGCUGAGUUCGAUCAAAUUGUAAUUGCUGCAGAGAAGGCCCGACAAGUGAAGCAUCCAUUCAGAAAGCUCAUGUCCCGCUCAAACCGACCUCCGCUGGUCAUUGGCAUUCUGUUGCAGGUGUUUCAACAGUUAACAGGAAUUAAUGCUAUAAUGUUCUACGCUCCGGUACUAUUCCAGUCCGUCGGCUUCAAGAACGAUGCUUCAUUGUUCUCCUCGGUCAUCACUGGGCUUGUGAACGUAUUAAGCACCAUUGUCUCAAUUGUACUGGUAGAUAGGUGUGGAAGGAAAGUUUUACUUCUUGAAGCUUGCGUCCAGAUGCUCAUUGCACAGAGCAUAAUAGGGGGUCUCCUAGAAGCGCACUUGAAAACAUAUGCAGACACACUUGGACGAGGGGAAUCGUUUGUGGUGGUGUUUCUGGUGUGUUUUUAUGUAAUGGGGUUCGCAUGGUCAUGGGGACCUCUGGGUUGGUUGAUUCCAAGUGAAACCUUCCCCGUGGAGACCAGAACAGCAGGGUUUGCUUUUGCAGUUAGCUCCAACAUGCUCUUCACAUUCGUUAUCGCGCAAGCAUUCUUGUCCAUGUUGUGUCGUAUGCGGGCUGCUAUCUUCUUCUUCUUUGCUGGGUGGAUCGUGGUCAUGGGUUUAUUUGUGCUCUUUCUCUUGCCGGAGACCAAGAAGGUACCCAUUGAUGUCAUGGUCGACAGGGUUUGGAAGAAACACUGGUAUUGGAAGAGAUUCAUGAUGGGUGAUGGUGACGACGACGACAAGCACAGAAAUGUAGAACUUGGGUUAUAG
This is a messenger RNA of Nelumbo nucifera (sacred lotus), 1548 nucleotides long. RefSeq names its product sugar transport protein 8-like. Gene Ontology annotation, cellular component: membrane. NCBI's taxonomy places the organism in Eukaryota, Viridiplantae, Streptophyta, Magnoliopsida, Proteales, Nelumbonaceae. Gene Ontology annotation, biological process: monosaccharide transmembrane transport. The record is from RefSeq and is a predicted model, not a curated record. Gene Ontology annotation, molecular function: monosaccharide transmembrane transporter activity.